AUGGAUUACCAGCCCACAACACCUUCAAAUGCAUCAGAUAGCAAUGAAUAUCCGGGAGCAACUGCCCCUCCGUACGAAAGUACUCCUCAGGAUAAUAAUAAAAGACGCAGUUCCUCGAGAUCAAUAAAACGUCGACGUUUUGACGAUGAAUUAGUAGAAUAUAGAUUGCCAGGGGCAUCAAUGGGAAAAGGAGAAAAGAGAAUACGUACACCAUCUUACACGAGUAUAUUGCCAGAAUUUUCGAGUAUUACUGGGGCACCCGUGACACCUACUAUACCAGCGCAAGAAAGAAGACGGACGUCUAGUAAAAUUUCACAUGGGGGAAGUCGUAAACCGCGACGUAAAGGGUAUCUGAGCCAGUUAUCUACGAAAGACUUGGGACGAUGGAAGCCAACUGAUGAUUUAGCUUUAAUUUUGGGUGUUCAGCAGACUAAUGAUCUUCGCAUAGUGCAUCGUGGUGUUAAGUUUACGUGUCGUUUUACUGUUGGGGAACUUCAAUCGCGAUGGUAUGCACUGCUUUAUAAUGCAGAGAUAUCACGAGUUGCAGUGGCUGCUAUGCGCAAUUUACACCCAGAUUUGGUUGCUGCAGUCCAACAACAGGCUUUAUAUUCAACAGCAGAAGAAGAUUUACUCGGAACAUUACCUAGUUCUUCACACCCUGCACUGGAGAAGUUUCAAGAGUUAUUGGAUCAGAAUCCUCAUGUUUUCUAUCCUUCUCGAACUGCUAAAGCUCUCAUGAACCACUGGCAACUUUUGAAACAGUAUCAAUUGCUACCAGAUCAAACUGUGCAUCCACUUCCUAAAAGUCAAGACGAUAAAAUAAUGUCAUUUUCUGAUGCUGAAGAAACCAUAAACGACUCUGAAUUGCCUGACUUUAAAGAAGAUGGAAUUGAUAUUGAAAUGCAGUUAGCAGACAGGGUGGAAAAGAAGGAGAUUCGGUUAUUGGAGAAUUCGUUGGCCCGGUGGCAGGUGCUGGUGCAAUCUGUAGUCGGUGGCAGUAUGGAGCUCGACAAAAAUACGCUGGCUGUUCUUCGUGGACGCCUAGUGCGGUACCUUAUGCGCUCCAGAGAGGUAAAUAUAACACUGACAUUGUAUUUUAUUAUGUACUUCUAA
Molecule: messenger RNA, 1113 nt
Organism: Chilo suppressalis (striped riceborer)
Lineage: Eukaryota; Metazoa; Arthropoda; Insecta; Lepidoptera; Crambidae
Source: the annotation of a GenBank genome assembly